Molecule: messenger RNA, 1707 nt
Organism: Exophiala xenobiotica
Lineage: Eukaryota; Fungi; Ascomycota; Eurotiomycetes; Chaetothyriales; Herpotrichiellaceae
Product: dihydroneopterin aldolase
Exons: 2
Coding region: 68-841 (257 amino acids)
Biological process (GO): folic acid-containing compound metabolic process
Cellular component (GO): cytoplasm
Molecular function (GO): dihydroneopterin aldolase activity
Source: RefSeq, a predicted model, not a curated record
CUCUAGUUCAGCAACUCUUGGGCACUCGGCUUGCUCUCCCUCUCGACUCACAAAUUCACCACUAGAAAUGGACAAGGUCAUACUCAAGAAUCUCAAGUUCGACCUCGCCGUCGGUUUUGACGCCUGGCGACGGUACGGCAAACCACAACCCGUCUCCAUCACAGUCGAAAUUCAUCCAAGAUCCAAUCUCGAGGCUGCCGCCGCUCAAGACGAUGUCAAUCUUUCUCUAGACUACGGCAAAUUGUACAAGAGCAUCUCUGGCAGUCUAACGAACUCUGGAGCAUAUCCUACGAUCCACGUCCUGAUCUCUCAGCUUGCUCAAUUUGUGCCAGAAUAUGCCUUUCUUGACAUGGACAUUCUCUUCCCCAAAGCACUUCUGCAGGUCAACGGAGGUGUCUUGUAUCGUCUGCAAGUCGACAACUCGACUCCAGGACUCAUCACGCCCAAUUUGACUCUUGAUAUCAAGGGAAUCGCUUGCAGUUGCAUUAUUGGCGUCAACCCACAUGAGCGGCUCUACAAACAAUCAUUAUCCAUUGAUAUCAGCAUCCCGGUCAUAACCACCGCCCUUGGUCCUGAGCCUACGGAGGAGCAUUAUACUGCUGAGCUACAUGAUAUGGUCGAAGAAGUUAUCGACAGAGUAAAAGGCUCGUCAUAUCAUACAAUCGAGGCACUCGCAUCUGCAGUAGCACAGAUUGUCACCAUGAACUACAGCCAUACUGUCGCCAAAGUCCGCAUCGAGAAGCCGAGCGCCAUUGCCACCAUCGAGGCUGCGGCCAUCGAGAUCACUCGCAGCAAAACUUUCUUCGAAAACAAAGACUUCUGGAAAGUCAAGAGGCCUUAACAGGUCCCGACGUCUUUCAGUCACCAGUCAAAUCGACUAUGCUGACUCGUGGACGUGACAUCCUCGAAGGGUCCGCUGCUGCUUUCGGGGUCGCUCCGCUGCCAACUUCUUUCCACGACCCUGGCAGGCUGUCGCGAGGCAUAGCACGGACAUGUCUCGAAGAAAAGCUCGUCUUCAGGCCCGUGGUCAGUUCCGGAGGUAUGACAAUCAAAUCGGUCGGCUUUUCUUCUGACGAGUCUUCUGCUAACUUGUGCUCUUGCUGAGUUGCAGAAAUAUAUGGGGCAAAGAAACUUUUGAUCGACUGCUUGGGUCUGGUUGGACUGUUGUUGACUGAUUCACGCAAACUAUUUGCUGAAUCAGGCUGUACCAAAGUGCGCGAUAUCUUCGCCGGCUUCCUAGUCCGGCGUUGCGUCACCGUGUCUGGGACCUCUGCAGUCUGGGAAAUUGCCUCAAGAGCGGCGGGCACUUCUCGUGUAAGCUCGAGUGUCGGAUGCACUGGGGAUGAAUCGAUGACUAUGGGUUCCUCCAUGGAAUUUUUCUGUACCACUGGCACCAAAGGCCCAAGAAAAGGGUCAUCUGCAAUCUUCGUUGGAUCGCGACUUUUGCUGACUUGGAGAAAGGCGCGCAUAGUAGGUGAGCUUGUAAUUCCCGACCUACUUGAACUCGGCUUUGUGGGAGUUCUGGGCACUUCUCUCGAAGCAGCGGCAUCAUUGACGCAGGAAGGCGAUCGAUCACCCCUGAUCUUCCGUGCCGGAGCUGCAUGGCUAGAUGGUUUCGACGUCACCACGUAAUUCAACAGUGCACCUUUUGUCAUGCCACCUGUUGUAUCUUUGCCCUUUCGUGUCUCAUUUUGCUUCCGACAUUUC